GUUGUGCAUCUCCUUCGGAGCUAUAAAAAGUUCUUUAUAUUGUUUUGAUCUGAUUUCCCUCCCUCUCUCUCUUUCCCUACUCUUUUUAUCUGCUCUUUUCCAUGACUGACACGGUACAACCACCCGAUCAAAUAUCAGCAAAAAAGACAUUGCACCAGAGAUUAAUUGAUUCACCAAUUGUAGCGUGUGUUUGUGGUAGCGCUAUUUUAUGGAUUUCAUUUGGUAUACGACAAACCUUUGGAGUCUAUCUAAUUCCUGUCACUCAUGAAACCGGAUGGAGCCGUUCGACAUUUUCGAUUGCUGCUGCCUUACUUCAGCUCCUCUGGGGCUUCGGUCAGCCAUUCAUUGUAUACCUUGCAGAAAGAAAGAUAGGAUUUGGUAAGACGAUAUUCUUUGCAUCCAUUUUUUAUGCUGUCGGCUGCUUCAUACUUUAUGCCUCCAGUCAGUCUCCUGGUCUAUUUAUUUUCGGUAUGGGUGUAGUUAUUGGCAUAAGUGUUGGAGGAAAUUCCUUCCCGAUUGUUCUGGCCUCCAUAGGUCGAAGGUUUCCUCAAAAUUCAAAGUAUCAAAGCAUCGCCUUUGGUAUCGUUUCAAGUUUUGGCAGUUUUGGUCAAUGUCUCUUUUUGCCAAUUGCGAGAGGCAUGAUCGAUACCAUAGGAUGGAGAUUAUCUCUUGUUAUUAGUGGUGUCAUCAUUGCUGCGCUUUCACCUUUAGCCUAUUUCUUACAAUCAGUUCCGCCCAAACCUGCCGAAAGAGCGUCUAAAGAAGAUAUAGAAGAGACAUCCACCACAAGUACAGUGAGUGAGAAAGAGACGGCAGAAAAAAAAGUAAAUGACAAAGAAGAGAAACAGCCGGUGGUGGAUAUUUCGGCUCCUAAUAUAAAGACAGCAUUGAAACAGGCAUUUACUUCGCCUAUUUACAUAUUCAUCACCCUGGGCUUCUCCGUAUGUGGAUUUCACAUUGCGUUUAUUGCCACUCAUUUCCCUGCCUACUUACAAGAUCGUGGCAUUGACUCUUCACUGGCAGCUUGGACUAUUUCUAUCAUUGGCCUAGGAUCAACAUUUGGUACCAUACUCGCAGGCUAUCUCUGCACUGUCGUUCAACCACGCUUUGUGUUGAUGAGCAUCUAUUUGCUAAGAGCAGUGCUGAUUGUCAUCCUCUUAUUUCUUCCUACCACCGUUGCCUCCACUGUCGUCUUUUCCGUUCUGUUUGGCCCACUUUCGCUCUCGACUGUGCCACCAACGACCAAGUUCAUUGGUGAUUCAUUCGGGCAUAAAUAUUUGGGUACAUUGACAUCCAUUAGCUUUAUCGGACACCAGAUUGGUUCCUUCUUGGGUGCAUACGUUUCUGGUGUUAUCUAUGAUCGUACUCAUGACUACAGUCGUAUGUGGUACGGAAGCUUCGCAGUGGCCAUUCUUGCUGUUGGAGCUAACUUCUUGGCCGGAUUUGCGCCUAUUGUAAAUAGAAAACCUGUUGUUACUAAAUAAAUGAAUAUUUUAUGCUUGAGGCAUAAAUAAUAUUAAAUAAAACGUCUGCUUUUUGUUUGUGAUGUUUCGAGCAGUGUAACGAUGGCAUUGAAGUUAGAAAAAGAUAAAG
This is a messenger RNA of Rhizopus microsporus ATCC 52813, 1593 nucleotides long. RefSeq names its product MFS general substrate transporter. The record is from RefSeq and is a predicted model, not a curated record. Gene Ontology annotation, molecular function: transmembrane transporter activity. NCBI's taxonomy places the organism in Eukaryota, Fungi, Mucoromycota, Mucoromycetes, Mucorales, Rhizopodaceae. The transcript has 2 exons. Gene Ontology annotation, biological process: transmembrane transport. The coding region runs from base 102 to 1484 and encodes 460 amino acids.